Molecule: messenger RNA, 1005 nt
Organism: Purpureocillium lilacinum
Lineage: Eukaryota; Fungi; Ascomycota; Sordariomycetes; Hypocreales; Ophiocordycipitaceae
Source: RefSeq, a predicted model, not a curated record
AUGUCGAGGGUCUGGCUCUCGGUGCUCGCCGCCACGGCGGCGUUCUGGGGCACCGCCGUGGUGAAGCGCUCGCCGUACUCGUACGAGGUGACGCCGCCAGUGAGGCAGUGGGCGGACCACCCGAUGAAGCUGGUGCCCGUGCCGGCGACGCAGCCGGAGCUGCAGCAACCGGGCGUAAAGGGCGACGUGCUCAUCACGGCGGCGCAGCACAUGGCGCUGCUGCACAACGCGCUCAUCCGCGGCUACAACUCCAUCUUCCUGCAGGCGCCGCACGUGCUGGCCCCCGGCGAGGCCGCCGCGGCGAACAACGAUAACAGCGACAGCGGCAGCGGUAGCGCGGAAGAGGACGAGAACGAGGCGGCGCACUUUGUCGGCUACGCGCGCACGUGGGUCAAGUUCCUGCAGAACCAUCACGAUGACGAGGAGGAGGUGCUGUUCCCGGAGCUGGCGGCGAUCCUGAAAGACGAGACGCUGUGGGGAGACAUGAAGAAGGAGCACGAGUCCUUCCUCGAGGACCUCCGCGCCCUAGACACCCACCUCGCCCACCUCUCCGCCAACGCCUCCGCCUACUCCCCCGGCCCCCUCCUCCAGCACCUCUCCGCCCUGCGCGCGCCCCUCGAGCAGCACCUGCACCACGAAGUCACCCUGCUCGCGUCCCUGGCGACGCACCCGUCCGCGCCCGCCCGCGACAGCUUCGCGGGCGCCGUGGCGGGCGAGACGCUCAUGAACUGGGGCAAGAACAGCGUCAGCGGGACGUUUGACGUGGUGCCCUUCUUCCUGCUCAACGUGGACCGCACCGUCGCCGACGACGAGGGCCGCUGGGCCAACUGGCCGCCCAUGCCGGAGCCGGUGCGCUGGGGGCUGGUCAAUGGUGCGGGGGCGGUGCGCGGCGGGUGGUGGAGGUUUGCGAGCUGCGAUGCGAAGGGAAGGCCGAGGGAGUUGCAUGCGGUGCGGAAGGCGGCGGAGAGGAGGCGUAGGGAGCAGGAGGGCAAGACGGAGCUGUGA